CCUCCCUAUUUAUGGACACCCAUGGAUGACUUGGCGUCUGGCAUGUGAUGUAUGCUUCAUGAUGAAACUGGCGAUAGUAGAGGAGGGGGCCGAGGGUUCUUGGAGGUGAGUUUCAGCACGUUUGAGCGCGCGACGAAUUGCGAACCGCACAAAGCAGAAGUCGCAGCAACUGCCAAACCUUAAUUCCCGAAUCCAAUUGCAACCAUCAACAUGUCCAACAAGAACAUCUCCGAGGCUUUAGGCCAGUACCUCCUACAAGGCUACACCAUGCUAAACACCGUCCACGACUGCGGUGCCGGCGUACCACUCAUGCGGAGUCGUGCCGGUGAAGUGAUUUGCGUCCGAUGUAUCAACAAUAUCCCGUCAAAAGAUGCAGAAGUCGCCGAAAAUCAGGUUGACGAGAUCGAGAGCGAUAUCGACGAAGACACAGCUGCAGACGAGCCCGAGCAAGCCUCUACAUCUGCGCCGACUGACUCCAAAGCACGUCAAGAGCAAUCGUCCCGUGCCUCCUCCCUCAUCGGUGAGAAACUGCUCCAAGGCUGGGCAAUGCUCAAUUCCGUAUGCUCGAAUGACACAUGUUACGGGGUUCCUUUGUUGCGAAACCCGAAGGAUAGGAGGGAGUAUUGUGUUAUUUGUGAGCGAGCAUAUGUUGACGGAGAAGAAGUUCCUCCCUCGCCAACUCUGGUCGAUCAUGAAAAAGAAUCCGCAAAUGCACGGCGCGUGCCUGUGGAGGAGUCAUCCAAUCAAAGUGAUUCCCGUGCCGCAGAUACUGUCAUAACGUCGAUAGCACCUGCUACGCUUGAUGAUCAUGAGAUGUCCACCGCUGUCUCUGCUGUCCCAGAUACCACGACCCCUCGAACCACCCACACCAACACCAGUACCGCAACCGCCGUCGACGACGCAAUUCAAGCCAUAACCGCACUCCUCGAACACGAUACUAAGGUACUGAGACCUACCACCGAUCAUGCGACGAUUGUGGAGGCGUGUCAGAGGAUGGAGAGUUUGGCUGGUGCGUUGGAGGCGCUGGCGAGGGUGAAGACGAUGUUGUGAGAGGAUAGAGCAGGUAGUUGGAUUGAGUAGUAGGGAUCGGUGUUGGUAGACCAGCCAAAGCGAUAAGGUUUUGCGGGCGCGU
Molecule: messenger RNA, 1132 nt
Organism: Saitoella complicata NRRL Y-17804
Lineage: Eukaryota; Fungi; Ascomycota; Saitoellomycetes; Saitoellales; Saitoellaceae
Exons: 3
Coding region: 211-1050 (279 amino acids)
Source: RefSeq, a predicted model, not a curated record